Messenger RNA from Durusdinium trenchii, 1899 nucleotides. The record is from the annotation of a GenBank genome assembly. Lineage: Eukaryota; Dinophyceae; Suessiales; Symbiodiniaceae.
AUGCCUUCAAGAGGCGAAAGGUUGAGUCGCGUCGCGAAGAGUUUGGAUAUGAUGCAGGCGACGCUGCGGGAGAUGCAACAGACACAUGCGGCGAUGCUGAGGCAGUUCUAUCCUGAAGAUGCAGUGAAGCCGCAAACCUUGCCACCUGCACCUCGUCCAACCGUCCACCAGGGCGGUGGGCCCGGUGCAUCGGUGCCACGCGGAGGAGCGACGGCAGGAGAUCAAAAUGGACUUUGCUGGCAGAAGGGAGACGGGAUUUGCAUGAGGUGUGCCUAUGUGCCUGCGGGUGCUUUGAGGUAUUCUUUGUCUGGGGCUGAGUUGUCCGGGAAAGGGGGACAGGACAUCACCAUCGGUGGUACCGCCGCCGGGCGCGUCGUCAUGGAGCUUCGAGCGGAUGUGGUGCCGAAGACGGCGGAGAACUUCCGAUGCCUUUGCACCGGAGAGAAGGGCAUGGGGAAGUCAGGCAAGCCUCUUCACUUCAAAGGAAGCGCCUUCCACCGCGUGAUCCCCGACUUCAUGUGCCAGGGGGGCGACUUCACUGCAGGGAACGGCACAGGCGGCGAGUCCAUCUAUGGCGCGAAGUUCGCAGAUGAGAACUUUACCCUGAAGCACACCGGGCCUGGAACCCUGUCUAUGGCCAAUGCCGGUCCGAACACCAAUGGCUCGCAGUUCUUCCUUUGCACGGUGAAGACUAGCUGGCUGGAUGGCAAGCAUUGCGUCUUCGGUUCGGUCACAGAGGGAAUGGAUGUGGUGAAGAAGGUCGAGGCCGUUGGCUCCCAGUCAGGCAAAACCUCCAAGCCCGUUGUGGUGGCGGACUGCGGUCAGCUGGUGCAGAAGAGAGCCGUGGAUUUGUUGCACACACAUGCUGUGCUCAGCACUGUGCUCUAUCAGACGAGAGACCGCAUCCUGCAGGUAAACAUCUCCAGCACAGCUUUGGGACUGGAGAGGGCAGAUAGCAGCCUUUCAGUGCCGGACGUGAAUAUGGCGUCGACCACUGCACCGUCCAGCAACCAGUCAAUCUCUACUGGUACGAUGAGUCUCGGCAUCGGUGUGGCUCCGAAUUUGGAGCCCUUCGAGCCCAUCGCAGAGGUCUCGGAAGCGGAAGAUCGACGAACUCAGUCGACACAACGCUCUGGGUCCCACAGCCAGAAUCGAAUCAAAGUGCCCACGGUCAACAGCCUGGGCAGCUCUAGGGCGUGUGACCUCGAUUUGCAGAGCAGUGAAAGCCUACGCUUCCAAGAUCAGAUGGUUUGGCUCUAUGGAAGCAGCCCUGGCUCCUCGAAUUCUUUGCUUCAGCCGCCCCAUGACAGUCACGCUGGAGGCAAGCGGAGUAUCGGAACGGUCAACAGUCUGGCGAGCUCGGAGGCCCUCAACGUCGGCGACGUGGGGCGCUUCCGGAGGACAGAGACAUUGCAGUUGUCCAACGAACGCAGGGAUGCAGCUGCCAAAGAGGCAGCCACGCUGGCUCUGCUGAAAGAGCUCCAGAAAGAGCAACAAAAGCGCAACAGCAACAGCUUGGACAGCUUGGCCAGUUCGUGGCUUGAGAUUGACAGUGGGCAAGAAUCACGGCAAUUGUCAGCAAGCCCGGAGGGCCGCGACGCAGAGAACCUCGAACCAGCACUGGACUUCCCUGACCUGCCAGAAAGGCGUAGUCAGGCUUUGGCCCUACCACUGUCACGCAGUCGUCAGGGUAGUCGCCAAGGCCGCCGGCCGGUGCUGAGUGUGGCAAGCCUGGAGAACAUCGAGGAAGCCAUGGACGAGGACGGAUCCUUCCAAUUUCCAUCGAAGCUCGGUGCCGAUCGGCAGCCGCUCAGAUCGGCGCGGAUGUCCAGCUUGGCGCCGAAGAUCUUGGAGAAGGACCCAGUGACCAUUCCCAGCUUUGAGAGUCCGGGUCAGUGA